Molecule: messenger RNA, 954 nt
Organism: Formica exsecta
Lineage: Eukaryota; Metazoa; Arthropoda; Insecta; Hymenoptera; Formicidae
Product: U-scoloptoxin(19)-Sm1a
Exons: 3
Coding region: 102-407 (101 amino acids)
Source: RefSeq, a predicted model, not a curated record
UGUGUUUAUAUAAUGGUAGCGUCCCGGGAAAGUGAGAUCAUUGAAUCGUCGGCUGUCAGAAUCACACGCUACACUCCGAGACACUCUUACUCGCCGAAAAAAUGAGAUCUUGCACGCUCAUAAUCAUCACUCUCGCGACCGUCCUUCUCAACACCAAAUAUAUCAAUGCAUUCGAAACAUGUCCGCAAGAGAAUUGCCUUACGUCUGAUAAAUGCGAGGAAACAAUUAACAUUCCAUUUUUAUGCUAUGGGCCUAAACAGGGUACCACAUGCUGCAGUAUAGUUAAAUCAGAGUUCAGAACCCUUUGCCGUCAUCAUGGUGGAGAAUGCAUGGAUAGAUGCGCUUUGACACUGCAACAAAACGCGGUCGACUGUCCGAGCAAUCAAGUCUGUUGCGUUUUGGUUUAAACAGCUUAUUGAAGCGUAGUAACUAGUCAAAGAAUAAUCUCUCUCUGAUUAUAACGACAAGUUUCAAUCUAAUUUAAUUAUAUGACACACAAAAUAAUCAAAGUAUCGUUUAACAUCAAUUCUCUUGAAAAAAAAUAAGACAAGAAAUACAUGUAACACAUUUUUUUUUUUAAACAUAUUCCUUUUAAUAAAUCAGGUGUAUAUUGUUUUCAUAUAACAUGGAAAAUUAAGCUUAUUAUUAUAAUGAGACUUUUUGAUCCAAUUAAGAAGGACCUAUUGAAAAAUUCCAUAAAUAAUAAGAUAUAAUACGAUAUAUGUCACGAAUAGUAUUUACAUCCAAUGAGAUAUACGAUUCUAUUAGGAAUAAAUUUAUUCAUUAUAUACAUAGCUAAAAUAAACUUUGCUAACAAAAAUAGAAAUGUGUCUCUAUAUAAACUGCUUGUUGUAAAAGUUUCACUUUUAUUAUCAAUUUUGAUAAGAAUUAAAAGAAUAAUGAUAAGGUGCUAUUUAUCGAUUCUAAUAAGUUUUUCAAAAUUAUAUCCACAUU